GUGCGGUGAGAAGUUUCAGUUUAAAGGCUAUGGUACUCGACAACAUUUUAUCUUCUCCUCAUCGUAGAUCACCGUCGUUCCGGAAACAAUUCCCACGGGAUGAGUUGGGUAGUUUGUCAACACUCAUUCAAAGGCACCGUUUUCUCUUAACAGCUUUGGUUCUUUUGGCUUUCCUAUGCACCAUAUACCUAUAUUUUGCUGUUACUUUAGGGGCCACUGGAUCAUGUUCUGGAUUGAUGGGAAAAGAGAAAGCAUUGUGUCGCAUAGAGCUGGCAAAGUCUUCGGUGAAGGGAAAAAUGAAAUUUCUCUAGCACAUAAACUGCACUUUGAUUGGUGGUGCUCUCUUGAUUCUUUCACAAUUUGAGGGGAUGCUUUUGUUUGUUGUUGGUUACUAUAUACAUGAUGUGUACUGAAUCUGUCUUGGAAAAGCUUAAUCACAUUGAAUCUUUCAUUCUUAGUGUGAAGAUUAUGUAAUAGGGGAUUUUUGCCCCUCAUGGUUAAAAUACUUCUUCCGACAUUUUCAUUACUUUUGGUAGAAUAUUUUUGCCAUGUAGGAUUUACAUCAAACAAGUAACUUAGAAUACAACUACAUUAUUUUUAUUUUGGAUAAA
Jatropha curcas is the source of this 611-nucleotide messenger RNA. Its product is annotated as ephrin-A3 protein. Lineage: Eukaryota; Viridiplantae; Streptophyta; Magnoliopsida; Malpighiales; Euphorbiaceae. The record is from RefSeq and is a predicted model, not a curated record.